AUGAACCUGGAUGGGAACUCACUGUCCACAGUGCCAGCCUUGCCCACCUCCUUGCAGGAGCUCAAACUCAACUGGAGCUGGGUACGCUCCAGGGGCAGGGCCCAGAGGCUGGAGCGCUGCAGUCUGCUGACCUGCCCCUCUGUCCGCCCUGCAGGGCUCAGCCAGCUGCUGACACUGGAGGUGGAAGGGAACCAGCUGCAUGAUGGGAACAUCUCUCCCCUGGCCUUCCAGCCCCUACGCAGCCUGCUCUACCUGAGGCUGGACCGGAACCGGCUUUGGACCAUUCUGCCUGGCCUGCCAGCCUCCCUGCAGGAGCUGCACCUGAGCACCAACGCCAUCGAGGAGGUUUUGGAGGGUGCCCUGAGCCGUGGCCGCGGCCUCAGCGUGCUGGUGCUCAGCAACAACCGGCUCCAGGAGGACCGGCUGGCGCCACGCGCCUGGAUCCAUCUCCCGAAGCUGGAGACCCUUGACCUGUCCCACAACUGGCUGGUGCACGUGCCUUCCUUCCUGCUGCAGGGCCUCCGGCGCCUGGCGCUGCACCACAACCACAUCGAGCACAUCCCCGGCUACAUGUUCACGCACAUGAAGCCAGGCCUGGAGUUCCUGCACCUGUCCCACAACAGCCUGCACGCCGAUGGCAUCCACAGCAUGUCCUUCCUGGGCCUGCGCACCUCCCUGGCUGAGCUGCUGCUGGACCACAACCAGCUGCAAGCCAUCCCGCGGGGCCUUCUGGGCCUCAGGGGGCUGCGUGUGCCGCGCCUGAGUCACAACAAGAUCAGACACGUGCCCCUGAAUUCCAUCUGUGACACACGUGUGGCCCAGGACUCCAACCUCAUCUCCACGCACCUGGAGAACAACCUCAUCGACCGGUGCCACAUUCCACCCACCGCCUUCUCCUGCAUCCGGGCCUACCACAGCGUGGUCCUCCAGCCCCAGCAGGGGGAGGGGGAGGGCUCCUAGCCCCACCCUGCCAGCCUUCUUCACCCCUGCUCCUUUGGGACUGGUGGUGGUGGGGGCCCAGGCCCAGCUCCACUUGAACUUGGCACCACUGGGAGAAAGAUCUAGAAGACCCUGAUGCUUCAGAUGUGCCCACUUCCCAUUGACUGCUGAGGCCCCUUCACUUAGUAAACGGCCCAGUGGGGUGCCGUGCUGGUUUGGACUUGAACAUAAUAAAUGUAU
This is a messenger RNA of Ceratotherium simum simum (southern white rhinoceros), 1179 nucleotides long. The record is from RefSeq and is a predicted model, not a curated record. NCBI's taxonomy places the organism in Eukaryota, Metazoa, Chordata, Mammalia, Perissodactyla, Rhinocerotidae.